Molecule: messenger RNA, 1823 nt
Organism: Chiloscyllium plagiosum (whitespotted bambooshark)
Lineage: Eukaryota; Metazoa; Chordata; Chondrichthyes; Orectolobiformes; Hemiscylliidae
Product: melanocortin receptor 5-like
Biological process (GO): G protein-coupled receptor signaling pathway
Cellular component (GO): membrane
Molecular function (GO): melanocortin receptor activity
Source: RefSeq, a predicted model, not a curated record
GAGGGGAUGUAAAUUAUUGUAGUCUGAAAGCCUGCAGAAAAGCAAGUUGCAGCUUCAACACCGCUUGUGUCUAACUGCACCUGGAGGAAUUUGCUUCGCCACAACCCAACAGCCUGCAAACUGUAAACUAGGCAAUGAAGAGGAAAACAAUACAGAGAGGCAACGGCAACUGAUAGCAAAAAAAAAAAUCACCAAUCAGUCUGUCACAAGUCAGAAACCUGACAGUAGCAGAAAAAGUGGAGGAGGACAUCCAUUAGCACUAGCCAGAUACCAGCUCAGAAAUUGGCAGUCUGUGUUUCUCAGAGGCUCAGAUAGAGGUGGCUGGUCUUGUAAAUGCAUGAAGCCCAAGUAUCCAGGAGUAAAGGCAGAGAGGGAAGACUAGACAUGGAGUUUGCACCUUUCUCAAUGAGCAUCUUAUACUGAAACAAACAAAGGACGAUUCAGCGUGUAUGUGAAACAUGAAUGUAACAGAGCUACACUCACAUGUGCGAUGGCUGCAGAACCUCACUCCUGCUGAUGAUACAAUGCAUAAGAUGAAAAGAACAUCUGCUUUAUGUGAACAAGUCAGUGUAGCCAUUGAGAUAUUUCUAACCCUAGGCAUUAUGAGUCUACUGGAAAAUAUUUUGGUCAUUGCUGCAAUUAUUAAGAAUAAGAACCUCCAUUCUCCAAUGUAUUUGUUUAUCUGCAGCCUGGCUGUUGCUGACAUGCUGGUAAGUGUGUCCAAUGCAUGGGAGACCAUUGUAAUCACCUUAGUUAACAACAGGCAUUUGAUUGUUGAAGAUAACUUGGCCAAACAGGUGGACAAUGUCUUUGAUUCGCUGAUCUGCAUUUCUGUUGUGGCAUCCAUGUGUAGCCUCGUGGCCAUAGCUGUCGAUAGGUACGUCACCAUAUUCUACGCUUUGCGUUACCAUCACAUCAUGACAGUAAAACGAGCUGCUUUUAUUAUUGCAGGUAUCUGGUUGUUCUGUACUGGCUGUGGUAUUAUCUUCAUCAUCUACUCUGAGAGCCCACCCGUCGUCAUAUGUCUGGUCACCAUGUUCUUCAUUAUGUUGGUCCUCAUGGCCUCCCUAUACAGCCACAUGUUUCUCUUGGCUCGCUCGCAUGCAAAGCGAAUUGCUGCUUUGACCGGCUACAACUCAAUCCACCAGAGAGCAAGUAUGAAGGGGGCUAUCACGUUAACAAUCCUGCUUGGUAUUUUUAUCAUUUGCUGGGCUCCAUUCUUCCUGCACCUCAUCCUCAUGAUCUCUUGUCCCAGAAAUCUGUACUGUGUGUGUUUCAUGUCACACUUCAAUUUGUAUUUGAUCCUCAUCAUGUGUAACUCAAUCAUUGACCCUCUAAUCUAUGCCUUCCGUAGCCAGGAAAUGCGGAAGACGUUCAUGGAGAUAAUUUGUUGCUACAAUUUGAGGGCGGCUUGUGUUGGACUUUCUGACAAAUAAGCCUGCAGCAAGUGAAGACAGCUCCCUUUCAAACCUCCCCACUUUGUGAAACGUGAAUGAUUAAAAUCUGGUCACCAGUUAGUCAUUUCAGAGUAACAUCAAGCAAAAUUCUUUCACAGGUCAAUGGCAGCUCCCAGAUUUCUUUCUCGUUAUUUAAGGAAUGGUUUUCCUUGAUGUUGGAGCAACCUAUGAAUAAAAGGAAGAAGAAGUAUAAUCUCCUUAAAAUAGAGAAAAGGAAAAUGAAUAAAGUUGUUCUGAAUUAGGAAGGAGUUUUAAUAGACUUGGUGGAGAGAAAAAGGCUGAACAGUUAAGGCUGUUACAACACAGCAGUGAACCCUUCUGUUAAUUUAACCAAACACCCAGAAAAGCUCACCUCACCUUGUAAUC